Molecule: messenger RNA, 1215 nt
Organism: Guyanagaster necrorhizus
Lineage: Eukaryota; Fungi; Basidiomycota; Agaricomycetes; Agaricales; Physalacriaceae
Product: alcohol dehydrogenase
Exons: 10
Coding region: 27-1106 (359 amino acids)
Molecular function (GO): oxidoreductase activity, acting on the CH-CH group of donors, NAD or NADP as acceptor
Source: RefSeq, a predicted model, not a curated record
GAAGGCAUUUGUAAGGAGAUGCUCUAAUGACUUCCCAACCAGGUCUCACCAGUACUACCAUGUCACCAAUCCCCAAUGGCACUCUUCUCUUUAAUGAAAUUCCCGAAGGUUACCCAGAACCAGGGAAAACAACUGUUUACGACACGACGCAGACAAUCGAUCUCGGAAAUAUUCCUUUGAAUGGGGGAAUUUUGAUCAAGACCCUCGUGCUAUCGGUCGAUCCGUAUCUGCGAGGUAAGAUGCGUGAUCCUGCUAUAAAGUCGUAUUCCGCGCCAUUCCUAAUAGGCCAGCCACUGACAAACCAUGGAGUGGGCUUGGUAUUGCGCUCUGAGAAUCCGGAUAUCAAAGUUGGAGAACAUAUUACUGGAGUCAUCAGUUUCCAGCAAUACAGUGUCAUCACCGCCUUGAAGCUUUCCACAGUUAGUGUCAUAGCCAAGACGGAAGAAUCUAUCCCAUGGUCAGCGUAUAUCGGAGUGCUUGGCAUGCCAGGUAGGACAGCCUUUUACGCGUGGAGAGAAUACUCCAAAGCAAAGAAGGGCGAAGUCGCAUUCGUUAGUGCCGGAGCGGGUGCCGUCGGAAGUAUGGUCGUUCAACUCGCAAAGCUCGACGGGCUGAAAGUCAUCGCUUCUGCUGGUUCUGACGAAAAAGUCAAAUUCAUGGAACAACUCGGUGCUGAUGUCGCCUUUAACUACAAGAAAGUUGAUACUGUGUCUGUCCUGAAAAAGGAGGGCCCAAUUGACAUAUAUUGGGACAAUGUCGGUGGCGCGACUCUUGAUGCUGCGUUUGGCUCCGCUAACGUGCACGCUCGAUUCGUGGAAUGUGGUAUGAUAACCACGUACAAUUCCAAAGAGGGAUAUCCGUUCAAGAACAUAUUCGAGAUUGUCUCUAAGCGUAUCACCAUCAACGGUUUCAUUGUAUGGGACUGGACUGAUAAGUGGGAAGACGAGUUCUACCGUGUAGUUCCGAAGAAGAUUGCGUCAGGGGAGUUCAAGUAUUCCGAAGAUAUCACCAACGGGCUUGAGCAUGCUGGGGAGGCCAUCAGACGCAUCCAGACAGGACAGAAUAUCGCUAAAAGUGUCGUGCUGGUUGCUGAAGAUAAGCAAUAAGUAAACAGACUUACUAUUAUUAGUAUGAUUUGCGAUGUCAACUACUAUACUGUACGUACUUUCGUCUCUCAAAAUAAAGGAUGUAACGCGUAACGGAGGUUGGAGAGCG